AAACCGAACACGUCUCAGUAAAAGUCACUCGUUUUCUCAAUUCGAAUUUGAAUGGAAUCAGUCGACGUUCUUGUAAUUGGAGGAGGCCCGACCGGUCUUGGCGCCGCGAAACGUUUACACCACCUCAGCCUUCCCAACAUCGAAUGGGCGCUUGUUGAUUCCGCUGAUCGCGUUGGAGGACUGGCUACGACGGACACGACUAAGGAGGGCUUCCUGUUCGACGUCGGCGGCCAUGUAAUCUUCUCUCAUUACGCCUACUUUGACGAUGUCCUCAACGAAGCCCUUCCUCAUCCGGAAGACUGGCACGUUCAUCGUCGAAUCAGUUACGUUCGAUCGCUCGGCAAUUGGGUACCCUAUCCCUACCAAAACAACCUCGCUUUACUCCCACAGAAGGAAAAGAUCAGGUGUUUAGAGGGUAUGAUCGACGCCGUUACCCACCCUGCUCCCAACAAGCCCGUGACGUUCGACGAGUGGAUUCUCAGCACGAUGGGUGACGGCAUCGCUGAUCUCUUCAUGCGCCCGUACAACUUCAAGGUCUGGGCUGUCCCUACAACGCGAAUGCAAUGCCGCUGGCUCGGUGAACGCGUUGCUGCUCCCAAUCUCAAGAUGGUCGUCAAGAACGUAAUCGAAGACAAGUGCAGCGAGAGCUGGGGUCCUAACUCGACUUUCAGGUUUCCCGCUGUCGGUGGAACGGGUUGUAUCUGGUCCGCUGUGGGCAACACGCUUCCGCAAGAAAAGAUCAGGCUGGGUGCAAAGGUCGCCAAGGUCAACACCGACUCCCGGACAGUCACUUUGGACGAUGGAAAGGAGAUCACAUGGAAGAAGAACUUGAUUACCACUAUGCCCUUGGACUACUUGUGUUCCGUGCUCGACCCUCCCCGAUCGGACGUCGUCGACGCCGCCAAGAAUCUCUUUUACAGCACUACCCACGUCGUCGGUGUCGGUAUUCGCGGUAAGCGCCCGGACCGCAUCGGAGACAAGUGCUGGCUCUACUUCCCCGAAGACGACUGUCCAUUCUACCGCGCGACCAUAUUUUCCAACUACUCGCCGGGCAACCAGCCUGAAGCUCACGUUCGCUUGCCGACCAUCACCACUGCUGGUCAGUGGACGCACGAGACACCUACUGAGGGCAGGGGAAAGGACAAGGAGGGUCCAUACUGGAGCUUGAUGUUUGAGAUCUCCGAGUCGACCAUGAAGCCGCUCGACUCAACCACUGCUUCUAUUCUCGCGUCCACCAUUGCCGGCGCCGUCUCAACGACGCUAUUACAGCCGGAAGACGAAAUCGUCAGCGUCUAUCACCGCGCUUUCGACCAUGGCUACCCUACACCUACUCUCGAGCGUGAUGGCGCACUCGAUGUCAUUCUACCCGCUUUGAAGGAACUCGGCAUUUUAUCUAGAGGGCGUUUCGGAAGCUGGAAGUACGAGGUCGGCAACCAGGAUCACAGUUUCAUGCUCGGAGUGGAAGCCGUCGAUGCUUGUGUCUUUGGUGGUGUCGAGCUUACCUUGGGCAACCCUGACAUGAUCAACUCGAGAAUGAACGAUGAAAGAAGAUUGCCCAAUGCCAAGAAGGCCGUGAAGGAACUGGGCGGUGGAGAGGUAGACGAAGAGAAGCGUAGAGAGGUGAGGGAGAACAUGGAAAACGCGAGAAAGUAGGAUAAAAAGGAUAACAGUUAUACCCAGUUUGAAUAUCAAUACUCCAGUUGAGUCUUGGCAAG
Messenger RNA from Saitoella complicata NRRL Y-17804, 1715 nucleotides. Its product is annotated as UDP-galactopyranose mutase. The transcript has 2 exons. Gene Ontology annotation, molecular function: oxidoreductase activity. The record is from RefSeq and is a predicted model, not a curated record. Lineage: Eukaryota; Fungi; Ascomycota; Saitoellomycetes; Saitoellales; Saitoellaceae. Bases 52 to 1653 code for a protein of 533 amino acids.